AUUUAACCAGUUACCAGAACUAGAUUUUGAGCAAGAUGCUAUUUGUUAACAGGCUGACCUUAAAAGAUGGAGGUCAAUCCUAAAUUAGCAUCCUGAAAGAAUACAACCCCCAUAACAUGGCUAAAAAUAGCCUGAGGAAUCAAGUAUAUAAACUGACUUCAUUGCAGAAAAAAUCCAAGGGCUGAGUAAACCAGGGGAAUCAUCUCCAUGGCUCCCCUGUUGAAACCCCUUCUCCUCUUUCCUCUAUUACUUGUUUCGGUGGUUGCUAAGAACUCAUCAGAAACGGAAGGAAGGGCCUUGUUUGGUCUUUUCGGUCCACUUUUUGGAUUCGCGCCUGCAACAAAAAACGCUGGUAAAGAUGCAAGGGCAGAUUUUAAGACAGAGUGGAACGGAAAAUGGAGGGUGACAGUUGAGAAUGUGGGCGUAUCUGCAAUGCAACUGCAGCUGAUGCCAAAUAAUAAGGUGGUUUGGUUUGAUACAACAGCUCUUGGCGAUUCAGCUCGGAAGCUGACUCCUGAAGGAAACUGUCCUAUCAAUUUUGAAAAGGGCUAUCCUGAUUGUUUUGCUCAUGCCCUCGCUUAUGAUGCUGAUACUGAUGAAACCAAAGCCUUAGAUAUAAAAUCCGAUCCAUGGUGUUCAACCGGAAGCCUUUCAGCAGAAGGCAGCCUGAUUGGUGUUGGAGGUUAUUUCAAAGGAAGAAGAGCCGUAAGAAUCCACAGGCCAUGCGAAGACUGCGAUUUCGAGGAGAGAUCUGACCUUCUUGGUUCUGACAGAUGGUAUGCUUCUCAGCACAUUUUGGAAGAUGGUAGGCUUGUUAUUGUUGGAGGUCGAAAAUCAUUCUCGUAUGAAAUCAUUCCCCCAGAUACAUUGAACUUUCCUGUCAAACAGUUUGAUUUCCCAUUCCUCCAGGAAACGACUGAUCCGGUUGAGAACAAUCUCUACCCUUUUCUCUACCUCACCCCAGACGGAAACCUCUUCCUUUUUGCCAAUGACCGUGCAAUCAUCUUCAACCCUGACACCGCAGAAAUCAUCCGUGAAUUGCCUAGGCUACCAGGUGGUGCUAGAAACUACCCGGCUUCUGGAAUGUCAGCACUUCUCCCCAUACAACUCGAUCCUCAAGAUCCACUAAAUGUGCAUGCAGAGGUCCUGAUUUGUGGAGGAAACGCAAAGGAUGCCUUUAAUCAUGUGGAUAAGGUCCAGAAACCGAAACCCAAAGGCGUUUUUCUUCCUGCAUUGCAAGAUUGUGGUAGAAUUAGUAUCACAGCAGAGAAUCCUAAAUGGGAAACUGAAAUGAUGAAAUCACCUCGAGUUAUGGGAGACAUGUUGAUCCUCCCCACCGGAGACCUUAUACUGCUUAGCGGCGCCAAGAGAGGAACCUCUGGCUGGUGGGACGCUGAUGUGCCUAAUUUGACACCCGAGCUUUACAUGCCUCACAAGGAAAAUGGACACAGAUUUAAGAGCUUGAAGGCAACCAAAAUUCCAAGAAUGUAUCAUUCUUCAUCAGCCCUUUUGCCUAAUGGAGAAGUUUUGGUUGCUGGAAGCAACGAAAACAACCGCUAUGUUUUCCCUGGAGAUGGCGAAAGGUUCCCAACCGAGCUCAGAGUAGAGAAAUUCACCCCUCCUUAUUUGGAUCCAAAGCUGGAGCAACACAGGCCUAUAAUAUCAGAAGAAAUAACCCCUUCUAAGCUCAGAUAUGGACAGAGGUUCACAAUGCCCUUCCACUUCAACGCUGAUUCAGACGCGAACACUGAUCUGCGUGACACGGACUUGAAGGUUACCAUGUUGUCACCCCCUUUUACUACUCAUGGCUACUCUCAACAGCAGAGGAUGCUUGUGUUGGGGACAGUACAGGUGACAGACACUUACAUUACAGUGGCAGCACCCGAAAACGGUAGGAUUGCUCCCCCGGGGUAUUACAUGCUCUUCCUGGUUCAUCGCGGUGUGCCUAGCAGGGGAGUCUGGGUUCAAAUCAAGAACUAGAAUCUCAGGGCUUUUUUCUCAUGGCUAAAUGUUCUAAAACCACCUUAUGUAUUUUCAAGAGGAAAUAAAGGAAGGGGAUUUAUCACCUAUAUUAGUCAAGUAUUACAAAUGGCCAGUUAAUUGGUUUUGAACUAGUUAACACAUAAAAGAAAUUUCGUCAAGAUUUAUCUAAAUUAAAAUUCUCCAAAAAAUUUAUAAGUAACGAAACAAUUUUUUUUUU
Molecule: messenger RNA, 2200 nt
Organism: Daucus carota subsp. sativus
Lineage: Eukaryota; Viridiplantae; Streptophyta; Magnoliopsida; Apiales; Apiaceae
Product: putative aldehyde oxidase Art an 7
Exons: 3
Coding region: 208-1980 (590 amino acids)
Source: RefSeq, a predicted model, not a curated record